Messenger RNA from Rana temporaria (common frog), 9582 nucleotides. It is a transcript of the gene PIEZO2, whose product is annotated as piezo type mechanosensitive ion channel component 2. The record is from RefSeq and is a predicted model, not a curated record. The transcript is spliced from 54 exons. NCBI's taxonomy places the organism in Eukaryota, Metazoa, Chordata, Amphibia, Anura, Ranidae. Gene Ontology annotation, molecular function: mechanosensitive monoatomic ion channel activity; monoatomic cation channel activity. Gene Ontology annotation, cellular component: plasma membrane. Bases 614 to 9076 code for a protein of 2820 amino acids. Gene Ontology annotation, biological process: detection of mechanical stimulus; cellular response to mechanical stimulus; regulation of membrane potential.
GAGCAGCCUGUAAAGCCAGAGGACUGAAGUGUGAUAAGGAGGGGCUUGUAUAUUCCAAAAAUUCAGCACAGUAAGCUAGUGACACUGCAGCAUCCCUUAAAGCCUUGUGAACAGCCUCCACCUCUUGGACUGCAAAGAGAGACAGCAGCUUCUAGGAUGAAUCUUCCCAUCCCAUUGUCAUCCAGUGCUUGGGGAUAAUUCUUGGACAGGGUCUGAUAUUUCUGACUGGGUCCUGGAUUCCAUAGCAUGUUUGGAAUAUAAGAAGAAAUCAUUCUACAGACACAAAUUAGACUCUGUACCUUCAUUUAUCAGAGAACUCUCACAGUCCUGUAAUGGGAAACCAUGAUUGAUCCCUUCACUGAGCAGAGAAAUAGAACAUUUUCCAAGCGCAAAAUUCUGCAAGGGUAUAGUACAAAGGACCCUACUCUGCCUAGGAUUUGAUGCUCUGGAAAUGCAAGGACACUGCUAACAGCUUGCUUCUGAGCAAUGCUAACCUGAGUACUCUCUGCCCUUGGGUGGACAUAAAGGUUAUGGGAAUUCAAUAGCUAGUGCGCAGUGCUUUUUUGCUUGCUUUUUCAUUGUGAAUAGAAUUUUAUACCAAGUUCCUGAAGUGAUGGCAUCAGAAGUUGUAUGUGGACUCAUCUUCAGAUUGCUUCUCCCACUAUGCCUGGUUGUUGCAUGCAUGUUCCGGUACAGCGGAAUAUCAUUUGUCUACCUCAUCUACCUCUUGCUUAUUCCCUUGUUUUCAGAGCCCACCAAGAUAACAAUGCAAGGACAUACAGGACGGUUAUUAAAAUCCUUAUGUUUCACCAGUCUUUCAUUCCUGUUGCUGAACAUCAUCUUCCAAAUAACAGUAAACAGCCUCGAGGCCAGAAAAAACAUCAACCCUCAGUAUAACUGUACAACGUGGGAGAAAUCAUUUCGACACAUAGGCUUUCAAAGCCUCAAGGAUACAGACACUGGCAAUGGAAUCCGAUUGUUUGUACCAGAUAUUGGGAUGUUUAUUGCCAGCUUGGCCACUUGGCUGUUUUGCAAAAAACUUGUCCAGCAAACAGUGACUGAAGAGGACGCACAGUACAACUCUCAGUUUGUAAAUGAAGAAUUGACAGAAGCAGGGAAGAUAGACAUGGACGAUGCAUUAAUGUAUGAAGAAGGUUUUGAUGGAGAAGAUGAUGUGAAUGAAGAGGCAGAAGAAAGCACUAGGUUAAAAAUUCUUCGCAAAGUCGCCUCAUUAGCCUCAAAGCUUAAAGAAUUUAUUGGCAACAUUAUAGCCACCGCUGGAAAAGUAGUAGUUACCAUUUUACUUGGUAUAACAGGCAUGAUGUUGCCUUCUUUAACCUCAGCUGUGUAUUUCUUUGUAUUUUUGGGGUUAUGCACAUGGUGGUCCUGUUGCCGAGUAUUUGAUCCGCUGAUAUUCAGCUGUCUAUGUGUAUUAAUGGCCAUAUUCAGUGCAGGUCACUUGGUUGGACUGUAUCUUUACCAGUUGCAGUUUUUUCAGGAGAUAAUUCCACCUAAUGAUUUUUAUGCCAGGUUAUUUGGUAUUACUUCAUUAGUUCAAACUGAUUGUUCAAGCACAUGGAAAUUCUUUGCAACUCCCCAACGAAAUUGGUACCACUUUACGAAUCCUGUUGUCCUUUUAGGACUGUAUUACACACUGGCAACACUCAUACGUCUUUGGCUGCAGGAGCCUGUUAUAAGCUAUGAAGACAAUAAAGAAGAUGAAGAAGGGGAAAAGGAAGGAGAGUACAGCCCAGCCCCUCUAACUGCAGAAAGAAGACGCAGUCUGUGGUAUGCCACCCACUAUCCCACAGAUGAAAGAAAACUUCUUUCCAUGACCCAAGAUGAAUUCAAGUCAUCUGAUGUAUUACUUGUAACAGUUAAUGGGACUCCAGUUGAUUACCAUACGAUAAAUACAUCACUUCCUAUAGAAAAUGGACCAACUAAAAUAGAUAUGUACUCCACACCACAAUACAAGUGGGAGCACAAUGAUGAAAUCUCAGAAAAGAAAGAAGAGGAAGAAGAAGAAGAGAUGGAGGUGGAUGUUUCUGAAAAAAAAGAAAAUACCAAGGUUCACGUCAUGGUUGUUGCAUUACAGUUCAUCAUGAAGCAAAGCUAUAUAUGUGCUCUUAUUUCUAUGAUGGCAUGGAGCAUCACGUACCACAGUUGGUUAACCUUUGUGUUGCUUAUUUGGUCAUGUGCCCUCUGGAUGAUUCGCGAUAGGAGGAAAUAUGCCAUGAUUAGUUCACCCUUCAUGGUCAUCUAUGGCAAUUUAUUAUUAACUUUACAGUAUAUAUGGAGCAUAGAGUUGGAUCCAGAACUAAGUGAAGUUUCAGGUCUUCUUGAAAGAAAAAAACCAGAAGAGCUUGCAUCAAAGAUCCUUUUUAAUGUUACAUUCUGGCUUUUGCUCAGACAACACCUUACUGAGCAAAAUCAGUUAAAGGAAAAGGAAGCGACUUUAUCAGAAAUCAAAGUUGGAAGCCAAGAAAAAGAAGAUGAAGUCCAAAAAAGUGAAGAAGAAGAAGUAGAUGAUCAAAAUGAUAUCAUGAAGGUGCUAGGAAACAUGGUGAUGGCAAUGUUUGUUAAGUACUGGAUUUACGUUUGUGGAGGAAUGUUCUUCUUUGUGAGUUUUGAAGGAAAAAUUGUCAUGUACAAAAUCAUCUACAUGAUGCUCUUCCUUUUCUGUGUGGCAUUGUAUCAGGUUCACUACGAAUGGUGGAGGCGGAUUUUGAAAUACUUCUGGAUGUCUGUGGUAGUUUACACCAUGUUGGUGCUUAUCUUAAUUUAUACAUACCAGUUUAAAGCCUUCCCACCCAUUUGGAUGAACAUGACAGGAUUAAAUAAAGAGAAGCUGGCAGAUCUUGGUUUAGAAACAUUUACUUUGGGUGACCUGUUUACUCGUAUAUUUAUCCCAACCUCUUUUUUGUUGGUGUGCAUUUUACACCUCCAUUACUUUCAUGACCAUUUCCUACAACUUACAGACCUUAAGGCUGUAACCAGCAAACAGGACAACACAAUUUACAGAUUGGUACACCCAGAGGGAAGUUUGCCUGAUAUAACCAUGAUGAACUUAAAUACAGAGUCUGAAAUGCUAGACAAGGAAGAGAAACAGGUGGACAUAUACGCACAACAGAAAACACAUGAUCAGGAUUCAGGGGAUGAGUGGGAGAAAGAAGAUAAUAAAGGGCGAGGAGAAGGAGGAGGAGAUACUGAGGAGGAGGAGCCAGAGACAGAAGAAUCUGAAGAAGAGGAGGAAACAACAACAGAUUCCAGAAAUAAAUGGCACUUGGUUAUCGACCGUUUAACAGUUCUUUUCCUAAAGUUUUUGGAAUAUUUCCAUAAAAUGCAAGUCUUUGCUUGGUGGGUCCUGGAACUUCACAUAAUAAAAAUAGUUUCUUCGUACAUCAUAUGGGUGACUGUAAGAGAGGUUUCCCUUCUCAAUUAUGUAUUUUUAGCUGCUUGGGCCUUUGCCUUGCCCUAUUCCCAGUUUCGGCCAUUAGCAUCCAGUGUUUGUACUGUUUGGACGUGUGUCAUCAUUGUAUGUAAAAUGUUGUAUCAGCUUUCAACUAUAGAUCCAAAGACCUUCUCUAGCAACUGCGAAAAGCCUUUAGACAAUCAGACAAAUAUUGUUAACAAGACCGAACUUCAGCUCUCACUUCUGUACAGUGGUCCAAUUGAUCCAUCCGGUUGGGUUGGAUUAACAAAGUCAAAUCUACUUCUUGUCUAUUUACGGAAUAAUUUACUGAUGUUAUUUAUAUUGGCCUUUGAAGUAACUAUAUACAGACAUCAAGAGUAUUACAGGUGUCGAAACAAGCUGACUGCACCAGUCACAAAAACUAUUUUUCACGAUAUAACAAGGCACCAUCUGGAUGAUGGAAUAAUUAAUUGUGCCAAGUAUUUCAUAAAUUACUUUUUCUAUAAGUUUGGGAUGGAGACCUGCUUCCUACUGUCUGUUAAUGUAGUUGGCCAAAGGAUGGAUUUUUUUGCCAUGGUCCAUGCACUUUGGCUAAUAACCAUACUGUUUAAACGAAGAAGAAAAGCAAUUGCUGAAAUCUGGCACCGAUAUUGCUGUUUUCUUGCUUGUAUGAUUACACUCCAGUAUUUCUUAUGUAUUGGCAUUCCUCCUGCUCCAUGUAAAGACUAUCCUUGGAGACACUAUGGAGCCAAAUUUAACUCCAACAUUAUAAAAUGGCUCUACUUUCCCGACUUUAUUGUGAGACCAAACUCUUCAUUUCUUGUCUAUGAUUUUAUGCUGUUGCUUUGUGCAUCUCUUCAACGGCAAGUGUUUGAAGAUGAAAAUAAGGCAGCAGUUCGAAUUAUGGCAGGGGACAAUGUGGAAAUCUGCAUGAAUCUUGACGCUGCAUCCUUUAGCCAACAUAAUCCUGUUCCUGAUUUCCUCCACUGCAGAUCCUAUUUGGAUAUGACCAAAGUGAUCAUGUUCAGUUAUCUCUUCUGGUUUGUUCUCACCAUUAUAUUCAUUACGGGAACAACCCGAAUCAGUAUAUUCUGCAUGGGCUAUUUAGUGGCAUGUUUCUACUUCCUCUUGUUUGGAGGAGAUUUACUCCUUAAACCCAUACGGAGCAUUUUGCGCUACUGGGACUGGCUAAUCGCAUACAAUGUCUUUGUUAUAACAAUGAAAAAUAUAUUAUCGAUAGGAGCCUGUGGUUACAUACACCACCUGAUCGCAAACAGUUGCUGGUUAAUUCAGGCAUUCAGUCUGGCAUGUACUGUGAAAGGUUAUAACAUCCCUACGGACCACAAAAAUUGUCAGUUGCCAAGUGGUGAAGCUGGAAUAAUCUGGGACAGUAUCUGUUUUGCUUUUUUGUUAUUGCAAAGGAGAGUUUUUAUGAGUUAUUACUUCCUACAUGUUGUGGCAGACAUCAAAGCUUCUCAAAUACUUGCAUCAAGAGGUGCAGAACUCUUUCAGGCAAUAAUUGUCAAAGCUGUCAAAGCAAGACUUGAAGAGGAAAAAAAAUCCAUGGACCAGCUAAAAAGGCAGAUGGACCGUAUUAAAGCCAGACAAGAAAAAUAUAAAAAAGGUAAAGAAAGAAUGCUAAGUCUGGCUCAGGAAUCGGGAGAAGGUCAAGAAAUCCAAAAACAGGAAGAUGAUGAUGAUGAAGGAGAAGCAGACAAAGAGAAAGUCAAGGGCAAAAAAAAGCAGUGGUGGCGGCCUUGGGUUGAUCAUGCUUCCAUGGUCAGAAGCGGUGAUUAUUAUUUAUUUGAGACGGACAGUGAAGAGGAAGAAGAUGAUGACAAUAAAGAUGACGAUGAACUAAGGAAGAAAUCUGCUUUCCAGAGAGCUAUUGGAAAAUUUGCUUCAGCCAUUUUAGCCUUGCCAAAGUCUGUCAUUAAACUGCCUAAAACAAUUCUUCAAUAUUUAAUCAGAGCUGCAAAGUUUAUUUAUCAAGCCUGGAUUACAGAUCCUAAAACAGCCCUGAGACAAAGGCGUAUGGAAAGCAAAGAAGAAAAACAGAGGGAAAUGAGACGCAAGGCAACCUCAGAAGGUCACAUUAUUAUAGAAUGUGAAGAUAAAGAAGAAGAUCGUGGCAAAAAAAAGUCAGAUGGUCCAGAUAACAUCAUUAAAAGGGUAUUCAACAUUUUGAAGUUUACGUGGGUCCUUUUCCUUGCCUCACUUGAUAGCUUUACUGCCUGGCUCAAUUCCAUUUCACGAGGGCACAUUGAUAUCUCAACAGUACUAAGGAUAGAGCGCUGUAUGCUGACAAGGGAGAUUAAAAAGGGUAAUGUUCCUACUCGAGAAAGCAUUCACAUGUAUUAUCAAAACCACAUCAUGAUGGCGCUUUCAAAGGAGUCAGGACUAGACAGAGAUGAUGAUGAGCCUGAUCCAAAAUCAUCUCAUGCAAACAAUGGCAAAAUCUCCAGUAAAAGAAUGGAUAGUGCAGAUUCUGCUGCUUCGCAUGACAGCUUGUCCAGCUGCAACACUGAAGCAACCAUGCUGUUCUCAAGGCAAUCUACGCUUGAUGAUUUAGAUGGACCAGACUCUAUACCAAAAACAAGUGAGCGUGCGCGACCUAGGCUUCGUAAAAUGCACAGCAUGGACAUGUCCUCUUCAUCUGCUGACAGUGGCAGUGUAGCAUCCAGUGAGCCAACACAGUGCACUAUGGUCUACUCAAGGCAAGGUACAACUGAGACCAUUGAGGAGGUAGAGGAUGAGCAAGAGGAAGAACACAAGAGUCCAGUUACUAGAACGGAAGUGGAGGAUGAAGAAGAAGAAGAAGAAGAAGAAGACUAUAGUGCUGACCUAGAGGGAACUAGCUAUACACCCGACACAGAUAUGCAUUUAUAUGCAGCAGAUGGAGACCUUCCACCAUCCUACAGCAAAGCGGUUAGCUUUGAGCAGCUUUCAUUCACUUCCCGUGAUGAGUCUGCUGAUAAUAAUCUCAUGGUUUUAAGCCCUGAUGAAAGCCACAUCGACAAGUUGCAUGAUACUCUACUGCCACCUCUUACACACGAAUUAACUGCUAGUGAGCUGCUUCUAAACAAAAUGUUUCAAGAUGAAGAGCUAGAAGACUCAGAAAAGUUUUACGUUGAACAGCCACGCGUGCUGCAACUAAUUUAUGCCUUAUACAACACAUUGGUGGCCAGAUCGGAAAUGGUGUGCUAUUUUGUUAUUAUCCUCAAUCAUAUGAUUUCUGCUUCUAUGAUAACACUGGUGCUGCCAAUCCUAAUAUUUCUGUGGGCCAUGCUAUCUGUGCCACGACCUAGCAAACGUUUUUGGAUGACUGCAAUUGUAUAUACGGAGGUGACUAUAGUGAUCAAGUAUUUCUUUCAGUUUGGAUUCUUUCCCUGGAACAUCAAUUUGGAAUUAUUCAAAGAUAAACCUUACCACCCUCCCAACAUAAUUGGUGUAGAAAAAAAAGAAGGCUAUGUCCAUUAUGAUCUGGUUCAGCUACUUGCUUUAUUUUUUCACAGAUCUAUCUUAAAGUGUCACGGUCUUUGGGAUGAGGACGAGGUAACUGACAAUACCACCCACAAGGACGAAUCAGAUGGUGAGAUGUCAGAAGCUUCUGGAAGAAGAGAUUCUGUUGGAUCAAUGAAAUCAGUCAAUCUUGCAGCCUCUGCAGAGUCUAUCCAUGUUCACUUCCCAGAAGACAGGACAGUUGUGAGAAGAAAAAGUUCUAGUAGUGGAUCUCAUAUAUCUCGCAGGUCCAGUUACUCCUCACACAACAGAUCCAAGAGAGGUAGCACCAGCACUCGAAACAGCAGCCAGAAAGGCAGCAGCAUAUUAAGUGUGAAACAGAAAUCCAGAAAAGAACUUCUUUUGGAAAAGCUUCGAGAGCAACUCAUCAAAGCAAAAGCAUUUACUAUUAAGACAGUCCUUCAAAUAUACUUGCCAAUCCGACAGUUCUUCUACAAUCUCAUUCAUCCAGACUACAGUGCUGUGACAGAUGUCUAUGUGUUAAUGUUCCUGGCAGACACAGUAGACUUCAUCGUUAUUGUGUUUGGCUUCUGGGCAUUUGGAAAACAUUCAGCAGCAGCAGACAUCACUUCAUCAUUGUCAGAAGACCAGGUCCCGGAGGCAUUCCUAGUGAUGGUGUUGAUCCAGUUUGGUACCAUGGUUGUGGAUCGCGCGCUCUAUCUUAGAAAAACUGUCAUGGGAAAAGUCAUUUUCCAAGUCAUCCUGGUAUUUGGAAUACAUUUUUGGAUGUUUUUCAUUUUGCCAGGCGUAACAGAAAGGAAGUUUAGCCAGAACAUUGUUGCCCAACUGUGGUAUUUUGUGAAGUGUAUCUACUUUGGACUUUCUGCAUAUCAAAUUCGUUGUGGAUAUCCUACACGUGUGCUUGGGAACUUCUUGACGAAGAGCUACAAUUAUGUCAAUCUGUUCCUAUUCCAAGGGUUUCGCUUGGUGCCAUUUUUAACUGAGCUACGAGCUGUCAUGGAUUGGGUAUGGACUGACACCACACUCAGCCUUUCCAGCUGGAUCUGUGUGGAAGAUAUUUAUGCUCAUAUAUUUAUACUAAAAUGUUGGCGAGAAUCUGAAAAGCGAUAUCCUCAGCCCCGUGGUCAGAAAAAGAAAAAAGUUGUGAAAUAUGGAAUGGGCGGCAUGAUUAUCGUUCUUCUGAUUUGUAUUGUCUGGUUCCCUCUAUUGUUCAUGUCUUUAAUAAAGUCAGUUGCUGGAGUCACAAACAAGCCCCUGGAUGUCUCCAUAAAAAUCACCCUGGGAGGAUAUCAACCUAUUUUUACCAUGAGCGCUCAACAAAACCAGCUUAUAGAUAUGACGGAGGGCAUGUACAACAGAUUUAAAAAACACAAAGACACCACUGCUCUUCAGUUCUUGGAAGCCUAUGCAUCAGAAGACAUUAUUAUUGCAGAACUAGAAGGAAAUUCGAAUUCUCUAUGGACCAUUAGCCCUCCGAGCAGAGCAAUGAUGAUAGAAAGCAUUGCAGAUUUAACUCAUGAAUUCACAUUGGUUGUUUCCUGGGCUAUUCAUAGGAACAUGAGUCUUGGAGCCAAUGCAGAGAUCUCGGGUGAGAAACAUACCGUUUCAUUGUCGAAUGAAACACGAACAGCCCUGGCCAACAUGUUGAAACUAAACACUUCAACUCCAGUAACACUUGAAAAAAUGUAUCCAUGGUACAUAAAAGCACCAAAAGAUUCAGUUGCAAGACCCAUUCUGCAACUCCUUAAAGGCCAAACAUUUGUAAAUAUUAGCGUCUCUCUAAAAAGAGAUGUUAUUGGAGCUAGUGUUCAAGAAUGGUGGGUCCUCAAUCAAUCCAAUAAGAACUUUGUCGACAAAACUGGCUUGGAAUUAAUUGUUUUCAGCGAUAAAGUCAGCCCUCCUAGUUUAGGAUUCUUAGCAGGUUAUGGAAUAAUGGGACUGUAUGCCUCUGUGGUACUUGUAAUUGGAAAAUUUGUCCGUGAGUUCUUUAGUGGGAUAUCUCAUUCGAUCAUGUUUGAAGAGCUACCAAAUGUGGACCGUAUAUUGAAACUGUGCACCGACAUUUUCCUAGUCCGAGAGACCGGGGAACUGGAACUGGAAGAAGAUUUAUAUGCCAAACUAAUAUUCUUAUACCGCUCACCAGAAACUAUGAUCAAAUGGACAAGAGAAAAAAAUAAAUGACUUUCAUGAACUCAGUAAUUCAGUUGACUUUCCCUGGAUUAUUGAAAAGCACAAUGUUAUCAUUGCUCUCAUAAGAGCAUAGACUCCUGUAAUGAAGAAACUGUUUUUCCUCUUACAGUACUCAGUAGCAGCACACCAACAGGGACAGUACAGGAGAUCUAUUAUUUUAUUUGGUCUAAAAAAACAACUUUAUCACAGUUACCUUUUUGUUAGAAGAGCUACAGAAGCUACAUUGCCUAAAGAUGUGACACCUACAAAAUGAUGGUAGGAAUACAGUGACGAUUGGGCUGUACAAGCUUUUCUUCAAGAUUGAUAACUUUUAGAAUGUGCAAUAUGCUGCUUUACAGUGUCCUAAGCCCUCGACAUUGCAAUAUGGCGAUUCUUUUCAUUCUGUCAAGAAGUGCAGCAGAAGGUCGUGCAGUGACUGUCCAUUUGCCUGUGAUACGGAAACAGAUUAUUUAUGCAUUAAAGCCUCGAUGGACGUAGAAAACGUUAAAAAAAAAAAA